Molecule: messenger RNA, 3934 nt
Organism: Cydia splendana
Lineage: Eukaryota; Metazoa; Arthropoda; Insecta; Lepidoptera; Tortricidae
Gene: M6
Product: neuronal membrane glycoprotein M6-a
Exons: 1
Coding region: 143-886 (247 amino acids)
Biological process (GO): neuron projection development
Cellular component (GO): plasma membrane
Source: RefSeq, a predicted model, not a curated record
UGAAGUCUUUUUUAUCUGUACUCUGAAAGUCUUGACUUGACUCAAACACUCUUGUGUUGAUGAAUCACUUAACUAAAUUUUGGACUAAAAACGGAAAUAAGAAUCUUUAUUAAUACUUAUAAGUGACAGUGUAUUCUCCAAAAUGGCAUGUCAGGCGUGUCUGACCCGGGUGCCUUAUGCCACCCUUAUAGCAACCAUUAUGUGCUGCAUGGGCGUGGGAGUGUUCUGUGGCACUAUGUACAAAGGGUCGCAACUAUCAAUACAGAUGUUCGACCAAGUAUUUCACUUUCGGCUGAUAUGGAUGGAAGCAUUGAAGAUGAUAUUCGUCGUCGGCAGCGCUUGCAUGGCAGCCCUAGGGCUAAUGCUGCUGUGCCUCGGGUGCUUGACGACGGGGGCGACGCGGCAGAAGGUGUACCGGGCGUGGCGCGCGCGCGUCAGCGGCCGCGUCUCCUGCGCGGUGUUCAUGGUCAUCACCUACAUACUAACCUUCACCUGGGUCGUUCUGCUGGGAUUCCUGGUCAUAACGACAUUCUUAUUCACCAUUUUCUGGAAGCUCUGUUCCAAACCUGAGAACAUCAAGUUAGCGACGUGCAUUGACUUCACGCAGUUUGAUUUCAUGUUCCCUUCCAAUGUGAAACAAGAAGACAUGAAAAUCUGUGAUUCACAAAUGAUGAAAUUUUUUUGCAAAGAUUAUGUGGAGAAGGCAGAAUUUAUGUUUAUUUUGGCUAUGGUGUCCUGUGUUCUUGUAAUACUAAGUUUAGUUCACUACCUUAUGUGCCUGUCUGCUAAUUAUGCACACAUUAGAGAUCAUGAGAAGUUCCAAGAACUACAAGAGCUGCAGUACUUGACAAACCCUGACCUGCAUGCAUCUAAAGAUCGUUUCUAGUACAUAGCCCGCGCACCCCUUCUGCGCUCUCUGGAGGCCACUACUAAAAUGUGACAUUAAUAGAAAGAAAGAUUGAAAUUCCACAGUUCUGUGUUCACCUACAUACAUUUAUGUAAUUGAGAAAGACUGACCAGCAGUGAAUUAGCCCUAAAACAUUGUAAUGUAACAUCUUGAAUGAUAUAGUACAGGGGUCUCCAGACCCCGGACUGCAAUGCAUUCCAAUCUGGCCCACCGACACCCAAACCGAGUGCCCACUGUCCGGCCUGCUUGAGCCAGGCUCCAGGGGUCAGCAUUCAUUGAGAGUGGAACUGUUCCUAACAGCAGCAACCAGACACCCUGACACGCAAAAAGCGACAGUGGCCCGCGCGAAAUUUUCUGAGGGGUAAUAUGGCCGUCAGGUAAAAAAGUUUGGAAACCCCUUAUAUAGUACAUUGUGCAACGUGGGGGGUAAGCGGAAUAUUGUACUGAGGUGAAUUAAAGACUCAAGUAACAAUAUUCUUACCCCCGGAGUUACACACAAUAUUUUUCAUCACACUUGCAUAGAAAAAACUAAAUUUUAAGUGAAAUCAUAUUUAAAUACGGUGACACUUAAAACAUUUAUCUGCCAUAUUGAAAUUCUUUGGCAGUGUGGGCAUCAACGGCACAGACCCAUCAACAUUAAGCCACAAUUGAAAAUUGUUUAAAAAUAUUUUAAACUGCUAUUAAAUUAAUCAAAUUAAAUAUUGUUAAGCAUAAACAAAAAUAUUAAAUAAUAAACGUCGGUAUUUUAAAAGUAAAACUCCUUUAUACCUUUAUAUGAUUUGUAUGAGUUUGUGACAUAAUUAAAAAAAAAGCUAUAACUCCCUAGGGAGCUAUAGCUUUUUUUUUUUCACAAUCCAUAACUCCUGCAGGAACAAUAUAGGCCUUUGUCCUUCAGUACACCUGCAUGAAAUAAGGUAUUAUAUUCGAGCAAGUGCGAUGAAAAUAUUCAUUCACAUCUUUACAUAUCUAAAAUGACUAUGUGUUGCUGUUUUGCACUGGUACUGGUACUAAAAAGCAAUUUUGUGUAAUGAAGUUUGACCCUAAUGUUCUGAAUUACUUGUGCUCAAAGUUUUUCCAGAUGAAUGACUGUUCUCUCUUGAUAUAUUGUUAAUUGUGUUGCAACUUACCUUCUGCUUUAGCAACUAUUGUUUAGCAAUCAACUUCCUACAGUACUUGUUACAAAGUAAACAUUUCCUCUUGCUAUCCGAAAGGCUAUGCAGGCAGCCUAUUUUAAGUAUGUAUUGUAAAUAGACUGAUUACUAUUUGAGUUUGGUCCAUUUUCCUACAUUCCUCUAGUUUUAAGUGAUAUGUUAUAUUGACUUAAGUGUAUUAGUAAUUGUAAGGAACACUGAGUGGAUACAUUUUUAUAUAUUUAGAAUAAUAUAUUCUAUUAAAUAGGUGCUUUUACUAUUUUUUCUUUUGGCUUUAAAGUUCUCUCUUUUGACCCUUUUGGCAAUGAGGACAUGACUUUAGAAUCCACCUGAUAGCUAUGGGCCACUUAACAUCAGCUGCUAACAGUUUUAUAUUCUUAGCCAUUUUUUUUUUAAGUUUGUGUGGUAUGUUUUUAUCCUCUCAACAUAUGAUUAGCCCAUAUGGUUGACAUUAAGUGUACAGUCAGGUGCAGAGAUAACUGCAAACAAGUUUCUAUGCAUAUCCGCCUCCCCCACCUCGGGGGCAAGUUAUCUCUGCAGCUUACUGUACAAUAUUGUAAAACUUAGGCCCAUCAGAGUUCACAUUUAUGCCAAUAAGUUCACUAUAAUUUCCUUUAGUUCAACAACUAUGCACUUUGCAACAUAGCCUUGCUUAAGUAAAUGUAACAAAAUAAUAUUACAUUUAAGUAACACUAAUUCUUGUUCUUGUUCUGUUCUUGCUCUUGUUCAAAUUUUUUUUUUAACCUUUUGGACGCUAAUGUCCGAUAUAUCCGCACCGCAGAUUCAACGCCAAAGACUGAUUAAUCGGUCACAGACCACAGAGCAACAUAGACCUACGUGCAUGUGUAUAAAGUUCAAUUUCAGUUUUGACACUUUGGUGACGUGGCGUCCGCGUGACAGCUUUUGUGUUUGACACUGCGUCGAAAAGGUUAAAUAAAUUCAACCAAUUACUCCAGGUAAUCCCAGCUGUUAUCACUAAUAGUGACGGAUGGUUUUUUCCCAUCUCCAUUCCCAGUGGUAAAUUGCCAUUACCACUGGGAAAAACCAAAGUGAAUUAAUGGUAAUUAUUAGGAUUUUUUCUGUUGGUUCCAGUGGUAACAAAUGAGAAUAAAAAUAGUGGUGGUGUUAAUUUGGUGUUAACAGCUGGGAAUAACCAAUAUUCCAAACUUAAAUGUCACAAGCACAAAGAUGGGUACUUACCUAAUGUAUUGUUCAAAAAACUUGAAAAAAAAAAUUCAUAUUUAAAUGAACUAAAAUGUAAUAUUUGUACAAAUAAUAACUAGUACUGAUAGUCAUAGUCUCAUACGAAUGCACAUUCACAUCAAUGUACUAACCAACAGUGUCAUAAGACUAAUACAGGAAUUUUAUGCUCUUUUUUCGUAUGCGGGUUAACCGUUUACCUUUUUAAAUCUAACAUUUAAUUUAAGAUAAUUAUGUUCCAACUUAAAUAAAAUAAUAAAAAACGGAACUGAAUUGAUAACCAAAGAUUGGAACUGAAAAUACGUAUAAGUUGUAAAUUUAACCCUUUCAGUAAUUUUUCCAGUUGGUCUUAUACGUGUACUUAUGUCUUAUGACAAGAUGAGUUAGCAAUGUUAGCAUGGUGUCUUUUUUUUUGGUACAAUGACUAAUGUUGACUGAUAAAACUAAAAACUAACAUGUGCAGUAAGUACUGUCAUGAAUCAUGUCGAUGCACUUGAUAUCUACCUAAAAUAAGGAUUCAUAUACUUUCCUUGUGAAAUUUGACAGUAUUUUCCUUAGGUUAAAGUAAAUUAUAAAUCUUUGUAUGCAUUUUGCCUAGACUUAUGUUGUUAGCAAUAGUAAUAAGUAGGUAAUUAAUAUGAUUUUUAUAUUAAUAAAGGUUCUUUACAGAAAAAAA